This is a messenger RNA of Symbiodinium natans, 453 nucleotides long. The record is from the annotation of a GenBank genome assembly. Lineage: Eukaryota; Dinophyceae; Suessiales; Symbiodiniaceae.
AUGCAAGCCGCGUCCUACCGCGCACCUCUGCUGCUCGCUGCGGGCCUGGCUUCCGCUGUGCUAUGGUGGAGCUACAAGGCCCGGCGGAAAGGAGACCAGGCCGCCCCAGCCGUGUCUUUGCCCGCGGCACCAGACAGCAGGUGCUCUGAUCCCAGUCGUGGCCCGAUUGCCACCGCGAUCCAGGCGAAGGUGUCGAGAGCCUUGCAGCCGUCGCAGCUGGUGAUUCACGACGACUCGGCAGCCCACCGGGGGCACGCAGGAGUCGCAGGAGCCCAGAUUCCCGAGACGCACUUCAAGGUCGAGGUGGUUUCCGCCGCCUUCGAGGGCGUCCGCAAGCUGGAACGCCAGCGUCAAGUGCAGGACCUGCUCAAGGAUGAGUUUGCAGCCGGUCUUCAUGCGCUGGAGCUGUCGUGCAGAACGCCAGCUGAGCACGCGAAGGCCUCCCGGACUUGA